ACUGGUCAGACGGUGGCCCCAGCCCCUUACCAAUGGCGCCUCAGCCUCGUGCCAGCUCUGCACUCUCCCUGAAGAGAAUGUUAGAUGGUUACAGUGAUUGCGUGUUCACUGCCUUCCUGCGCAGAACUCGAGCGUAGUUUAAUGGACCUUUAUUUCUUCAUUUGCAGUCGAUCUCCACCACUGGGACUGAGCUCCACAGAGGACCGGAAUCCUGGGUCUGACAUUGAGGUAGAAUUCAGGAUGUCUGGCAGCUUUGACGGCUAAAGGUGGUGCUUUUCAUCAGGUGUGGGAGACGGAAGACAGAGGGUUGGUGUGUUCUGCAUCUCUGAAGACUCUGGAGGGAAAAGGAGCGAAGGAGUGGCCCAUGGGAACAGCUAGCUUUCGGCUGUGGAGUUGGCGAGGUCUAGAGCAUAGGGGAUGGUUACGCACAAGUUUCCAGCCUCUGAGAGGACCAAGCAGCAUCGACCGGUUUGCACGCCAUCCCCUUAAAAUGCUGGUGAGCCCAGUGCAGCCAGCCUCCCGGGCCUGACCCGCCCCGCGUUGCACAAACACCACGCCCACAUCCACCUGCCGUCCAAUAGGCGUACGGGAUCCGGGCCCACACCUCCGCCGCGCCGCGCCCCGUGACGUCACGACCCUGCCUCCGCCACGUGACGGCCGCGCGCUGGGCUCUAACCAGCGGCUGGAAAGCGCCGCAGAGGCCGCUGACUGGCCGGCCGCGACGCCGCGGAGGUAGCCGGGCGCCUGGGCCUCCCGCGCGCAUGGAAGCGUCCGCGGCUGCCUGAGGAGGGCAGCGAGGCCAGCGGACCUCGAGACCUCGCGCGUCCCACGAGCGGCUGCGGCGGGCCGCGGAGCCGGCGCGGCCAUGGCGACGGACACUCAGCAGAAGGAGAACACGCUGCUUCAUCUCUUCGCCGGCGGGUGUGGAGGUACAGUUGGUGCUAUUUUCACAUGUCCACUAGAAGUCAUUAAGACGAGACUGCAGUCUUCGAGACUAGCUCUUCGGACGGUGUAUUAUCCUCAGGUUCAUCUGGGGACCAUUAGUGGAGCUGGAAUGGUGAGACCAACGUCUGUGACGCCUGGACUCCUACAGGUUCUGAAAUCGAUCCUGGAAAAGGAGGGACCAAAGUCACUCUUUAGAGGCUUGGGUCCAAACUUGGUUGGAGUUGCGCCAUCCAGGGCUGUGUACUUCGCGUGCUACUCCAAAGCCAAAGAGCAGUUCAAUGGCAUCUUCGUGCCUGAUAGCAACACUGUGCACAUUUUCUCAGCUGGCUCUGCAGCUUUUGUCACAAAUACCUUAAUGAAUCCUAUUUGGAUGGUUAAAACGAGGAUGCAGCUAGAACGAAAGAUGAGAGGCUGCAAGCAGAUGAAUACCCUCCAGUGUGCUCGGCACGUGUACCAGACAGAAGGCAUCCGUGGCUUCUACAGAGGGCUGACCGCCUCCUAUGCUGGCAUCUCAGAGACAAUCAUCUGCUUUGCUCUCUAUGAGAGUUUAAAGAAGUGCUUAAAAGAAGCCCCGAUAGUCUCCUCCACGGACGGAACGGAGAAAAGUUCCUCCAACUUCUUUGGACUGAUGGCGGCUGCUGCUGUUUCUAAGGGGUGCGCCUCCUGCAUUGCUUACCCGCACGAGGUCAUCAGGACACGGCUCCGGGAAGAAGGCAGCAAGUACACGUCAUUCAUGCAGACAGCACGCCUGGUAUUCCGGGAGGAAGGCUAUCUCGCCUUCUACCGAGGACUUUUUGCUCAGCUCAUCCGGCAGAUCCCCAAUACUGCCAUUGUCCUGUCCACCUACGAGUUCAUCGUGUACCUGCUGGGAGAGCGCGCUUAGUGACAGGGCCACACAGUUGUGCUCUAGAAGAAUAAAACUGAAAACCCUAGAGAUUUUCUUUUCCGUUAAUGUUUAGUGUUCAAAACUGAAACAGCAAGGCCAUAGAAUACCCGGCUCGUGUCACCUGUUGGACAUUUCCUUUUGGAUUCAUGUUUCUGGAAGGUUUAAAUUCAUUAACGUUAAUAGUUAAUUAUAACUUUCUUUUUUAACUUAAGAGGAUUGAGGAUUAAGCAGCAAGUAAAUUAAAUCAUGCUAUUUAAUUUAA
Rattus norvegicus (Norway rat) is the source of this 2093-nucleotide messenger RNA. The record is from RefSeq and is a predicted model, not a curated record. Lineage: Eukaryota; Metazoa; Chordata; Mammalia; Rodentia; Muridae.